Ictalurus furcatus (blue catfish) is the source of this 8703-nucleotide messenger RNA. RefSeq names its product DP-Gal:betaGlcNAc beta 1,4- galactosyltransferase, polypeptide 1, like (gene b4galt1l). The record is from RefSeq and is a predicted model, not a curated record. Lineage: Eukaryota; Metazoa; Chordata; Actinopteri; Siluriformes; Ictaluridae. The coding region runs from base 910 to 1974 and encodes 354 amino acids. Gene Ontology annotation, molecular function: beta-N-acetylglucosaminylglycopeptide beta-1,4-galactosyltransferase activity; cytoskeletal protein binding. The transcript is spliced from 6 exons. Gene Ontology annotation, biological process: carbohydrate metabolic process; protein N-linked glycosylation.
GAUGGAUAGAUGUACUGAGGUUAGAGGGGCGCGUGCAUCACUAGCCGUCUUGAGUACUGAACUGAUGACGUGUUUUUGUUCACGCGAGCUUCUUAGAGCGCGAGGCGUACCUUAUCUCCCAGUGUAACGGGAAGUAGUGCGUCCUAGAACGCAUUACGACGGCUCACGGUCUCUUUUAUAACUUUCCUUGGACUAACAUUUCCUCUUCUUUUUUUUUUUUAUACCGUGGGGUUCUUUUAAAACUGUUGGAGAACCGUACCGAAAAGGACGACAAGUUGCCUGAAGGAAAAGCGGAUUAAAGUUCGUUCAAGUCACGAGUAAUUUAGCUAAGCUAGCUAGUUAGCCGAGUGAGCAUGCUAACGCUAAUGAAGCAGUGACAUGUAACAGUUUUUUUUUGUUUUGUUUUUUUUGUUUUUUAAACAGCAUAUGUUAUGGUAAUGGGUUUUAGAAAACGAGUAACGAGUAACGUUAUUUAGUGUUGUUUUUUUUUUUUUUGGUAACAUUAUAUAGACCGACCGGCUGUAUAGAAAACUAAUAAAUGUUUGUUGAACAGGAAGUGAGGUAGGUAAAUUGGAUUAAAAAAAGGUCAAAACUGUAGUAUUUAUCUUUGUUUUAUUAUUAUUGUUUUUUUUGUUGUUGUUGUUGUUUUUUUUUUUUUUUUUAGCAAUUUCCUUGCAAACACUGGAUUUUCUUUUUCUUGAUUGUACAGUGCCAAAUCAAGCGAGGUGUAUGUAGAUGUAGUAUUUAUUUUGAUGUAGCCGCUUUAUUUAGUUAGAUAUUACUCUGUAAUUUACAUCAACACAUAGCUAGCUAGACUUAGAGUAACAGGUCUUGCUUAUUCGCCUUUUGCUUUUUUCUGUUUUUGUUGUUAUUGUUUUUUUUUGUUUGUUUUUUUAAAUUUAUUUAAAGAUGCGCGAUCCAAAUGUGAAUUUUAAUUUCCUCCAUAAGACCUGCACUCUUGUUGUGCUCCUUUGCUUCCUGCACAUCUUUGUCACUGUAGUUUAUUAUGUCAGAUCGCUGGACUUCAGACAAUCAUUUGUACAAAACCAGCAACAAAUCCACCAGGUCCAGAGGAAACUGGAAGCGCAUACAGGAAGCACCGAAGAACCAAAGACAAGCAGCACUUUAGCUUCUAACAGCACUGUUAAAGAGAAAGAGCUGGAAAAAUGCCCUGAUCCGUCUCCUUUGCUUGUGGGUCCACUCCGAGUCGAGUUUUCCACUCCAGUGAGCCUUGAUCAGGUGAGGAAUGAGAACCCAGCGCUGCAGGAGGGAGGACGCUUCAAACCCAAAGAUUGCGUAGCUCUGCAGAAAGUGGCCAUCAUCAUCCCCUUCCGAAAGCGAGACGAGCACCUCAAAUUCUGGUUGUAUUACCUGCACCCGAUCCUGCAGCGGCAGCAGCUCGACUACGGUGUCUACGUCAUCAACCAGGAUGGAGAAGAGACGUUUAACCGGGCCAAACUGCUCAAUGUUGGCUACGCUGAGGCCCUGAAGGAAUACGACUACGAAUGCUUCGUAUUCAGCGACGUUGACCUCAUUCCCAUGGACGACCGAAACACGUACAAAUGCUUCAGUCAGCCAAGACACCUGUCUGUCUCCAUGGACAAAUUCGGCUUCAGACUUCCAUAUAACCAGUACUUUGGUGGUGUGUCAUCCCUAAGCAAGGAGCAGUACCUGAAGAUUAACGGCUUUCCAAAUAACUACUGGGGCUGGGGAGGCGAGGAUGAUGAUAUUUUCAACAGACUGAGCUCCAAAGGGAUGUCCAUAUCCAGACCCAGCGGUGUAAUUGGAAACUGCAGGAUGAUCCGUCAUGAACGGGACAAACAGAACGACCCAAAUCCCCAGAGGUUUGACCGAAUAGCACACACCAGAGAGACCAUGCACAGAGAUGGCAUCAACUCGUUGUCCUAUAAAGUGGUGAGAGUGGAGAAGGACCAGCUGUUUACCAAAAUCACAGUUGAUGUCGGCAAACCAUAAAACCGACGCAUUUUACAAGAACGAACUCCUAAAAGAUUUUUAAACUAUCAGGAAAACGAUGCAGUAUCCAAAUGUGCCUUGACAUUCUAAGUCGCAUAUACCUUCGAAUUUUUUUUUUUUUUUUAAAUAAUCUAUCUUUUCGAAGUGAAUUCUAUAUUUUUAAAAGACAUUGGAAAUUUAUAUGCCAUCUUUGCACAAGUGAUGGUGAACUGAAAGAAAGUGUAUGUGUGAAUCGAGGUCAUAGUGGUGUGUGUUUGAGGAUUUUUCUUUUUCUAAAGCACUCUUUACUGGGAUAUUAGAGCAUCUCUUGAGCCACAGUGGAUGCAACUUGCCAAGCAAGGCAUUAUGUAAAGAAUGUAUGCUGCAGCGUGUGUGUGUGUAUGUAUGUGUGUCUGUUCUCUUUUUCAGCUUUGCCUUAUAUCACAUCUUUAGACAUGAUGAUUUAGAUAGGAGUUUGUGCUGGACUUGCUAAAAUUCCAAGUCAUGCAAAAAGUUUAAGCCUUCUUAAAAUCCUCAUUCCACUUUUGUGACCAGAAACCAAAAAGAAGACUUGUGGGGUUUUUUUCUGAAUGUAUUCUCGGUGCUUUACUCUUUGACUGUAAAGAAAUCUAACACUCUGAGGUAGGUAAUUUAGGCAAAGAAAAUUGUAAUAUCCCCAUUCCUUUCAUAAUACAUAUUAAAAAUGUAAAAAGUCUAUAAUCUGUUUGUGGGGAAAAAUCAUUUCAGUGUUUAAAAAAAAAAGGCAUUUAAUAUUGGAGAAAUAGCAUACAACAAGAAAUGAAUGAGAGAUACAUAAUAGGCUUAAGUCCAACAAUGCAGUACAAGCCGUAUCAAAAGUGCCAACAUAUAUGGUUUAUCUGUAGCAUUCAUGAUUCUUGACACUUUACUCUGGUGAUAUGGGAGACACCUUAAAACACCCUAAAAAAAAAAGAUUUUCUGCUUUCUCAGCAAUAACAAAGGAAAUUCACUGAAGGGGAAAGGACAUGAGAUUUGGAAAAAUUGUAAAUUUUUUCUUGCUGUGGUUACUUUCACUUUUUGCAACUUUUUCUAGCUGAAUUUGAGCUGUGAAGUUACGAGCCUCAAUCUUGAGACAUUAGAAAGCAAAUGGGCAGGUUUGUGGUCUCUUUGGUUGGUAAAAAGUGGAGGCGCUGCUUAUUAUUAAGUAUCACACACCUUGAAUCUGUUUGGAUGCAUUCCAAAAUCUAAUCAGUUCUUCAAUUCCGUAUAAAUUCUGCAAAAAUUCAACCACUCAGUCAUGAGACAUUGUUGUAAGGAGAAUCUCCUACACACAGACACAUGCAAACAACAUAUGCUAGGGUUUUUGUGGUAAAUUUUUUUAAAGGACUUUCUUAUUAGCGAUGUUGGCACCUCUUCAAUGCCCAUAAUUUACUUCAGAUCACAAACAGAUAAUGAUAUUCAUUGCAACAACAAAUCAUCCACCCCUACUCUAAGGUUGUGGUUAUCUCGGAAGAUUAAAAAGCAUGUUAUAAUUUAUUACAUAUCUGAAUAUAAGUUUGGUUUGGGGAAAACCCAUAUUAAUGUAGGAUAGCUGGCCAUAUGUCUGCAUUUUCUAUGUUUUAUUUGUUUGCUUGUUUUCCCAUGAGCCACAAGCCAGAUAUAAUUAAUAUAUUAAAAUGCCUUUUGUUAUUUUGGGUGAUAACUGUGACGUAUCCGGGUUUAUGGAAAAAUAUGUCCAUUUCUGGUUUGCGCUUAAUUUGUUUCAUAGCCUUAAUUAUUUUUCAGGGUUUAAAAACUGAAAAAGUUCAAUACCUGAUUUUCUUUCUGCUUCUGUACUUCCUUAGGAGGUUCAUCUUGUAUGGUGAAAUGUUUUGUGGACUAGUGUGCUGUCAGAAAGCAGACAUGCAUUUAUUUUGUUGUGAGAGGAAAACAAAGCCAUUAAAAAUUUCAGUAGCUUAAAUAUCUUUCUAUCUCACUGAGCCUUCUGAACCCAGUAUCAAUUAUUCUUCUUUUUCUUCUUGAAUUCCAAGUGGUGACCUUGGGAUUGAGCAUGAUUGGUUCUCAAUCCCAAACUGAAUGUGUGCUCUCUAUAGGUUGCAAUUAUUUAAUACCUUUUGUAUUUCUUUUAUAUAGACAGUAAACAAAUUGCUUUUUGUUAGAUAGUCAGCAAUCUGCCAGCAAACCCAAUGCUUUCCUAUAUACAGUUUCCUCUGAAACAAUUGGAUGGCAAGGCCAAUUAAUUUUUUUUUUCUUUAGACCUAAGACAUUUGGGUUUGAGAUCAAAAGAUGGAUAUGAGAUGAGAGAUUGGGAUUGAAGCUUUUAUUUCCAGGUAUUCUGGUAUCUAAAUCUGUUAAACAACAUAAUAAUACAUAGAACCUUUUGUAUCAGACCAUCCAAUUUUUUAGUUGAGCAAAUGUAAAUGAACAGAUAAGUAAAUUAAAUUGAACUAAAUUUAAGUUAACAUCACUUAAUAUUUGGUUGCAUAUCCCUUACAAUAACUGCAUCAAGCCUGUGAGCCAUUGACAACACCAAAUUGUUGGUUUCUUCUUUUGUGAUGCUUUUCCGGAAAUAAUGCCAUAUUCACAGGUGAAACUUUAGGCUAAAACCAAGAGUAAAUGUUUUCUUUCUGCUUCUGUACUUCCUUAUGACGUUCAUCUUGUAUAGUGAAAUGUUCUUUGGACCAGUGUGCUAUUUAUUGUUUAAACGGUCAAUCUUAACAGGACACACCUGGGUAACAAGAAACACCUGUCAGUCAUGUGUUCCAAUAUUUGCUCACCUACAAAUUGGGUGGUCUGAUACAAGAUGUGCUAUAUUCUACGAUUAACACGUCUACCGUCUACAUAUAAAUACCAGGAAAUAAAAGGUGAAAUUCUCAUAUUCAUGUUUUGAUCUCAAACCCAAAUGUUUUCAGUGCACAGCAAAAACAAAAAAGCCUUGUUGUUCCAAUAGUUUUGGAGGGAACUGUACUGAGCAGCUUUCCAGGUGUUUUCCCAGCUGGGUACAUAAUUUACAGAAUAUUUAAGUCCUGCAACUGAGCGCAAGACACUUUCUUCCUUUCCAAUCCACCCCCCCCCACCUCACGACUCUUCUUUCCAGUACUCCCCAAACCCCAGUGACUUCAUCAGCAUUUCCUGUGAAAGUACUCCCAUGCCUCCUAAACUUUCCAUUCUCCUCUUUCUCCUGUCAAGCAAUGUUGCCAUAAUCAGGCAGUCAUCUACAUUUUCUAUCUAUUUGGACAAUGGCCCUUGAUCAGAGAACCAACACAUAGUUUUGGGGUUGGAUUUUUCCUCCCUUAAUCAUUUUUACAAACACUGUCUGUCUUCAUUCUCUUUUUUUAUUUGUGUUUGUCAUGCUUAAUUUCGACACACAAAGAUACAACAAUUUCUCUUGAUUACUGACUUUUGUUUUUCAUAUUGUAUUGCUGAAGAUAAAUACAGUUCUGAUCUUUAAGAAUUAAAUUCUGAUUUAUUGUAUCCCUGAUUUUGUCCUUGUCCCUUUUAGUCUCAUUUUAUAUACAGUAUACAGUGCUUUUGCAAACGCUACCAGCUGUCCAAACUGUGCUGUGGAUAAGCUUCCAUAUAAUCUGGGCAUUUAGUUCAGGUAAUAAAAAAAAAUAUUGAAAUAUGUGUGAUGUCUUCAGAGAUUAAGGUGCUAAUUUGUUGGUUGAUGCUGUUUUAGUUAUUCCCAUGAGAAUAUUAUUGAAUUAUUCACAUCUCAAAAAUAAGGGAAAACGGUCAUGUUUCACUGGAAUCUCUACCCUGACUCGCCAUUUUUUGUGUAAACUUUGGACUCAAAGACCCAUAAUGCAGUGGUGUUGCCAUGGGUAUAGAGUGGUGCAGGGAUGAUGUAAUUUUGUACCAGAACCCAGAAAUUACAUAGCAUCACACUAGUUCCCUUGACAAAAACCCAAAAGGAUUUUCCCAUGGGCUUUUGGAUUAUUGCAAAAAAAAUAAAUAAAAAGCUCUGUGAGCAACAAAAGUUUACAAUAUUAACAUCUUUUGUCCAUCAAAAAUAAUUUUCACAAAUGAACACAACUUUUUUGAAGUUUGAAGCCUAAAUAAAAUCACCAGAAAUAAAAAAGGCUAAGAAAUAAAAAGGGCUAAAAUGCUAACUCGUUUCCAGGCUUUGGCAUACAAAAUGACAUCAUCCCUGCACCACUCUAUUAGAAUGAAAGUUGAAACUUUGGAAGCUGAUCUGUUUGAGGCGUGUGGAGAGGUUAUGAGGUGAGAGAUCUGGACAGACUAAAGGACUACUGCAUUGCUCUUUUUAGGUAGAGAUGAAGAGCUCCCACUGCACUGCUAUCAUCAGGUAUUUGAAUGGCAUUGUUGGUAAUGUAGGAAACCAUUUUAAAGUUGAAAAUUGUGCAAAAUGUCUAUGAAAGAUGCUUAAACCAAAAAAAGUCUACUCUAAAUUUUGUUGGAUGCCAUUGAAUAUCACGUUAAUUCAUGUGGUUCAGAGUGUUUUUUUUUCCUUUAAAAACCUGCUGAAUGGCACCGGUUUGGAGCGAUUUGAGUGACAUGGGGUGGAGAGUGAUGUCACACAGCCAAAAAAAAAUCAUUUUUAAUAUUUCAAACAAUAAACCAGCAUAAACGUUCGUUUUUGCAGCACAAAUUAGCACAAACGAAUGGCAUAGUUUUGGGGAUUACUUAAUUUCAUGAGGUGCCAACAUCAUGUUGGUUUACCAAAACCCUUCUAUUUCAGUGUGUUCCAACUUCUGUUACUCAAUAGCAGUAGCACUUAGUGAUUCUUCUGUGGAAAAAAAACUUGAGAAAAGAGUGUCACCUUUCAAAAGAAUCCAAAACCAUGCAUGUACUCCAAAUGGUUCAAGAACAGCUUUAAUUUUACUUUGAGUUUGCCUUGGAUAUGUGUUUUAGGCUAAUUUGACAGGGACUUUUAGCUGCUCUGUAUUUCUUUAUUUGUUGAAUAUUGGUAAUGUACAAUCAAUACAAUACAAUCAGUGUUAAAAUAUUGCCUGGCAACUCCUAAAGUAGUUGCAGCAUGUAUAUGUGUUUGGGUUAAUUGUAACACUCAUAAUAAUUACUUGCGUUAACUCCCAUAGCCGGAGGCUUUUAAAAACCCAGUCAUUAACUUUGUCUGUGCACUUCGCUUGCAGUAAUACAUUCUUUUGUGACAAAGAUUAUUUCCUUUGUUUGUUCUCUGUUAGUAAUUGAAUGAUUUCAAAGCACUCCAAAGUUGUGCUCUUUUAGGCAUGUAUUGUACUACAGGGAGUAGAACCUUUCCUUUCAUACAACAUUAAAUAUAAAACUAUAAAUGGAGAUAAUGUAAAACGUGUGAAUGUUUAAUAUAUAAAAAUGUAAUCUUUGGCAAAUUGCUGUGAAAUAAAAUACUUUGGGACAUGCUGUUAAUAUAAAUUUAAUCAAGUUCAUCGAGGUAACUGGUACUCCGCUUCAUGCCGAGUCACAUCGCACCUGUGUGUCAUUGAAUUUUAAAAAAAAAAAUUUUGGGAUAACAUCAUGGCAAACAUCUUUGAAUAUUUCAACUCCGAAUGCUCAAAGUAUUUUUUUUUUUCCAAUAAUGCUACAAAUUAAUGAAUUCAUCAAGUCACUGUUCAGUUGUUAGUUAUUUAUCUGUGCUGUUGUAAGCAAGGGAUUUUACAAUUCCCUCAAAUUAUUGGAAUAACAAGGCCAAUUCUAUUGUUUUCGCUAUACAUUGAUCACAAACGCAAAUGUCUUCAAAGGAUGAAUGACACGAUAAAUCAGAAUUUCAGCUUUCAUUUCCUUAUAUUUACAUCUAGAUGUGUUAAACUUAAAAUAUGCCUUCUUUUGUAGCAGACCACCCAAUUUUUAGGUGAACAAAAGUAUGAGGAAAAAGUAAGGAACAGAGACUAAAGUUAAGUAAAGUAAAUAAAACUUAAUAUUUGGUUGGAUAUCCCUUACUCGCAAUAACUGCAUCAAGCCAGCAACUCACUGACAUCACCGAACUGUUGCAUUCAUCUUUUGAUCUCAAACCCAAAUGUCUUCAAUGUACAUGUAAGUGUAAAAAAUUUUAUCGGCCUUACUGUUCCAAUAUAGCAUGCAGUUUGAAUAGCCAAGGAAUAUGGCUUCAGUAUGCCUGAGAUGAUGCUAAAUAAACAAGAAUGUAUCAAGUUUCUGCUAAACCUAUUUCCCAGUUUUUGAACAUGUUCUGCUGUACAGGGGCCAAUGCAAACAAACUGCAAGGCAAACAGUCUUUGAUCUCUUUCAAUAAGAUUGAAGUUCUAUGAAGCUUGCUGUGCUUGUGCCUCUAAAGGCAUGAAACAAAUCCAGAUAGCAGGAACUACUGUGUUAAUGACUACUUCAACUUCUAACAAAUCUUUAUUGACUUACAUUAAUGCAUUUAUUAUGUCUUAUUGUCCUUCAAGCUCUCCUUAUUCUUAAGAAAAUGUUUUCCUGACACGAAGGGGUGGUAACCUGUGGACAUGUCCCUGAAGAUGUUUGUAUUUAAGCUGUGUGUUCACAGACACAAGCCAGACCAGACCAGAUACCAUACAUAUUCUGGAGAUUUAGAAACCAUCAAUGAUCAGAGCAUUCACUUUAAUAAUAAUUCACAUUACAUAUCACUUUUUGUUUGUUUCCGUUUUUGUGUGCACUUAAUACUUGUUAAUCAGACAAAAAAAAGCAUAGCUUGUUAUGUUACAGAAAAAAAAGGCAGAAAAGCACACACCCUCUGUCCUGAAGACUUUCCCUUGUCAGAAAACUUUUACAAUGCAGUGACACUGUGGACUCCUCUCAUAAAUUUUAAUAAACAUCUUACAAAACAGUUACAUAAAA